Molecule: messenger RNA, 1032 nt
Organism: Schistosoma turkestanicum
Lineage: Eukaryota; Metazoa; Platyhelminthes; Trematoda; Strigeidida; Schistosomatidae
Source: the annotation of a GenBank genome assembly
AUGCAAGAAUUGAAUGAUUUAACACUUCUAACAAAUCCAAGUUAUUUUCAUUAUUUAAAUGACUUCAAUAAAUUAGACAAUAAUAAUUAUCAAAUGAACAAAAGUGGCGCAUAUAGUGAAGAUUCAUCUGUUAGCAUAUUUCCAUCGAACUACAUUAAUUCUGAUGAUUUUUUUAAAAAACCAAUAAAAAUUGAUCAGUCAUCUGUAGAAUUAAGUCCAGCUCAGUCGAUUCAAACUUAUUUAAUGAAUACAGCAUUAUGGAAUACUUUGAAAUUAGAUCAAUUGAAACAACAAUGCUAUCAAUCAAAUGAACACCUAUUGAAUGAAACAAAUUCAUCACAGCAGAUAAAUACAGAUACAGUGAAAGAUUUUACAAAUUAUAAUUUUAAAAAACGUAAAAAAAUCAAUGAACAUUUACCAUCUACGUCUAGUUUUAAUUGUUAUGAUUUACAAUUAAACAGUCAUCAUAAAACUGAAAAUUAUUUAGAAAACGAAGAAGAAGAAGAAAGACGGAAACCUCAAUCCAUUGUCAAUGUUCAAUAUGAAAAUCAAUCUUUAAAUCGUAUUCAUCAUUAUCCUGUUAAAUAUAUGACUGAUUCUCAUGUAAACCAUUGUAUCAAUAAUGAUAUCGUGGAGAAAUGUCAAUCGUUACCGAGACAGAAUAUAAUUGAUGAGAAACUUAUCAGUUCAUUCAUUUGUCCAAUAUGUCAAAGUGAAAUUAAACAAGAUGAUUUAGAAAAUCAUUUCAAAUUUGAAUUGGAAAAAAUGCAAAAUUUCACAAUCACUUUACCCGAGGGAAAAACAUCUUCAGAUAUAUCAGAGUCACCGAAUUAUUCUCAGCAUAAAAUUGAUCAAAUAAACAGUGAUUCAAGAUUUGAAAUAUUUAAAAAAAUUAAAAGGAACAGAAAAGAAAGGAAAGAUAAAUAUUUAGAACAUUCGUCUUUAUUAAAUCCAAGUACAGUGCAAAAUGAAACCAGUCAGGUAUGUGGAAACUUUCUUGAAAUUAUUUGUGAAGAUUUAUACUACUCAUAA